Camellia sinensis is the source of this 525-nucleotide messenger RNA. The record is from RefSeq and is a predicted model, not a curated record. Lineage: Eukaryota; Viridiplantae; Streptophyta; Magnoliopsida; Ericales; Theaceae.
AUGGAGACUUUGGGGCGCUUGCUGUCCAGGGCAGUUCAUGGAGGCAUGUUGCAGGGAUUUGAGGUGGGCUCAGGCUCUACGUCUUUGCUGGUUUCAUAUCUUUUCUAUGUAAAUGAUGCUCCUAUAUUUUGUGAUGCGGAUGUAGACCAGAUUGGACAUCUUCGAUGUGUGUUGUUGUGUUUUGAGGCUAUGUCAGGAUUGCGGGUUAAUCUUUCAAAGUCUAAAUUGAUCCCGAUUGGGAAGGUGGCACGAUUAUCGAUUUUGGCAGCAAUUCUGGGGUGUAAAGUGGUUUCUUUGCCAGUGUCGUAUCUUGGACUUCCUUUGAGAGCUUCUUUCAAGGCUCGAGAGGUAUGGGAUGGAGUGGUAGAAUGGGUGCAACAGAGAUUAGUUGGUUGGAAACGACAAUAUUUGUCAAAAAGAGGGCGGCUUACCUUGAUCAAGAGUGUCUUGUUGAGUAUCCCGACUUAUUUUAUAUUUGUUCAUGUGAUUCCCAUGGCCGUGGCAAAGAGGAUUGAGAAGUUGUAG